UCCGAGGAUGUCGACCAAAUUGAAGUGGAAGAAAUCCAUGAAGUGGAUGUACAGCAGCGCCAGGUUGCGGAAUCCGAACCACAAGAACCCGUCGAACCUACGGGUCCGCCAAUGAUGGUACAGAGACCAUCGGAACCCCCAGAACCCGCGGGCGAUCUUAUGGAGCAGGUCUUUGCCGGGGUACCCCAAAUGGCCCAGAUGGCUCCAGUAAAUGUGGUUGUGGAACCGCCAACGCCAGUGAUGUUGGAAAGGGAGCCGGAACUUCCAGAGACGGAACUGGGAGUUGAACGUAAAAAUACACGCGGAAGCGCUCGGGAAGCUGUGGAAAAUAUGCCGGAUGUAUGUGAAUCUCUUGGUUUUUAUUUUGUUAUGUUUGGUGGUGGAAGAAUUAAUAUAUCCAUGUCGCACUGCAUUGCUCUAACACACAGCAGUUAG
Cylicostephanus goldi is the source of this 435-nucleotide messenger RNA. The record is from the annotation of a GenBank genome assembly. Lineage: Eukaryota; Metazoa; Nematoda; Chromadorea; Rhabditida; Strongylidae.